GAUGCAAGAAACGGAACGCGAAUGUGAAAAAAUCUCUUUAAAUAUAUGUAAAUUAGAAAAACUAGCGCGUUAAAGGCAACAUAUAGCGUCGACAAGGAAAAUGUGAUAAUUACAAUACAGCUAGAGCGAAUGCAGUACAAGAAAAUGCACAUGAAAAUAACGUGUGGUCAGCAACUUUGCUGCGACAUAAGCAACUGAGGAAAAUAAAUCACAUAUGUACAAACAUACAUACAUGAACAUGCAUAUGCAUACAUACAUAUUAAUGUACAUGCAUACAUAAUAAAGUACCAUAGUUAAUAAAUAGUUUUUAAAAGUGCAACAUAAAUUAGUCUGACAGCAAGCAUUUAGUGUAUACAACUGCAACCAACAAGAAAAAGCCAAAACGUAAAAAAUAACGUAUGUAACUUCCUCAAAGGAAAAAUUGUGUGCCAAAAUAAUCAACAGAAAUUCUAUAACCACCGCGCGUGUUUAGUUACGUAUGAAUAUAAUUGCAUUGUAAACAAUUUUACAGCGAUAACAGCAUCAAAACACAAUGUUCAAAUACGAUUUUGUGCUAUAUCUAGCAGUGCAGCUUAUUCUUGGCUGUCAUUUGGUGCAUUUCAGCGCUGGCGCCAUACUACCCGAAGGCCACAACAUAUAUUGCCAGCAUUAUGAUGAGAAGGAUUGCAGUCCCGGCGAGGAGUGCGCCAUGUCAACGGAGCAGUGCCAGGUGGAGGGGGAGAAGAGUCCCAGCUGCUAUGCGCUAUGGAGCUUUGAUGAGCUAACGGGCGCUACAAAAAUCAAGAUGAAGGGCUGCUUUACGAACAUGCACGAAUGCAAUCAGACCACGUGCGUCACUAGCGCGGAGCCUCGCCAGGGCAACAUGCACUAUUGCUGCUGCAAGGGCUACAUGUGCAACAUGGAGCACAAGUAUAUACCGACCACCACAGAGGCAACCACACAAGUGCCCAAGGAGAAGACACAGGAUAACAGCAAUGUUAUAUACUUUAUCAUUGGCGCUUCAUUAUUUACCUUUCUGGUUCUACUUUUGAUAUUGCUCUUGGCCUUUUAUCGGCGUCGCAAGUCGCACUUCAACGAAAUACCCACUCACGAGGCGGAAAUUACAAACUCGUCGCCGCUGCUCAGCAACCGUCCCAUACAAUUGCUGGAGCAAAAGGCCAGCGGUCGCUUUGGCGAUGUGUGGCAAGCCAAGCUGCACGGCAUGGAUGUGGCCGUCAAGAUCUUUCGCAUGCAGGAGAAGGACUCGUGGACAACAGAGAAUGAGAUUUAUAAGCUGCCACGCAUGCGACAUCCAAAUAUUUUGGAAUUCUUGGGCGUUGAGAAGCAUUUGGAUAAACCGGAAUAUUGGCUGAUAUCCACAUAUCAGCAUCAUGGCUCACUAUGCGAUUAUCUAAAGUCGCAUACGAUUACAUGGCUGGAGCUGGUUCGCAUUGCCGAGUCCAUGGCCAAUGGCUUGGCACAUUUGCAUGAGGAGAUUCCUGGCACUAAGGCGGAGGGCUUGAAGCCAUCUAUAGCUCAUCGCGACUUCAAGUCGAAAAAUGUUUUGCUCAAAGGCGAUUUGACCGCCUGCAUAGCUGACUUUGGACUGGCUAUGAUCUUUCAGCCAGGUAAACCCUGCGGCGAUACACACGGUCAGGUGGGCACACGUCGCUACAUGGCGCCCGAGGUGCUGGAGGGUGCCAUUAACUUUAAUCGCGAUGCCUUCUUGCGCAUCGAUGUCUAUGCCUGUGGCUUGGUGCUGUGGGAAAUGGUCUCGCGCUGUGAAGUUGUGGGUCCGGUGGGUGAAUAUCAGCUGCCAUUUGAGGCGGAGCUCGGACAGCGUCCCACACUCGAUGAAGUACAAGAGAGCGUUGUCAUGAAAAAAUUGCGUCCACAUUUGCUGAGCAGCUGGCGUGCCCAUGCGGGUCUUAGCAUAUUCUGCGACACAAUGGAGGAAUGCUGGGAUCACGAUGCUGAGGCGCGUCUCAGCUCUUCUUGCGUCAUGGAGCGCUUUGCACAAAUCAACAAGUAUCCGACUAGCCAGCUGCUAAUCAAGAAUCACACAAACAUUGAUGAUGCCAAGGAGACAACAAAUUGCUUAUAGAAGCGGUACUAAAUCACAGUCUCAAAGCGGACUGUGAUUCGAGCAACAGAAAGUGUCUUUGAAGCGCUUUCAAUUUCAAAUACAAACAAUUUAGAUUCAUUUAAGUAUUGUGCAUAGGCAGCUCAUCGAGCAUGUGCUGCAAUCAUCAGCAAUUUGGCACAAGCAAUUUACGACCCAUUAUAUCCUUUCCCACGCACCCACUUAGACUUAGCUUAGCGUUUAGGCUAAAACAGAACAAAAUUCUAGACAUUGUGGGCCGAUUGGGUCCCAUUAACAAAACUUAUACUUACAUGUUUAUUUGCUAGUUCAUCUCACAUUAACUUCAUUGACUGAUUUCAUUUAUAGAUGCAUAAUGCAUUAAUUGUUUUAUAUUUUUGUUCUUUAAAUUGCAAAUUGUGUGCGAUUUUUUGUAAGCUGUUAAAAUUAUUGCCAAGCCCCCAGCCAUUCUUGUUGAUGUCCUUUUCAUUUAAGCGUAGACAAGCUUUGUCCUUGUUAGCUGUUAAGCCUAGAGUGUAAAUCUAUUUUAAUUUUUAUUAUGUAUACUCGUAAGCUUUGAUUUUAGAUUUAUGCACAAUCACUUAAUUUGUGCU
This is a messenger RNA of Drosophila busckii, 2673 nucleotides long. It is a transcript of the gene put, whose product is annotated as activin receptor type-2A. Gene Ontology annotation, molecular function: ATP binding; activin receptor activity; activin binding. Gene Ontology annotation, cellular component: plasma membrane; activin receptor complex. Gene Ontology annotation, biological process: cellular response to growth factor stimulus; activin receptor signaling pathway; protein phosphorylation. The transcript has 6 exons. The record is from RefSeq and is a predicted model, not a curated record. The coding region runs from base 533 to 2083 and encodes 516 amino acids. NCBI's taxonomy places the organism in Eukaryota, Metazoa, Arthropoda, Insecta, Diptera, Drosophilidae.